Messenger RNA from Nakaseomyces glabratus, 1776 nucleotides. RefSeq names its product GPI-anchor transamidase subunit GAA1 (gene GAA1). Gene Ontology annotation, cellular component: GPI-anchor transamidase complex; membrane. Lineage: Eukaryota; Fungi; Ascomycota; Saccharomycetes; Saccharomycetales; Saccharomycetaceae. The record is from RefSeq and is a predicted model, not a curated record. Gene Ontology annotation, biological process: attachment of GPI anchor to protein.
AUGUCGUUGCUCCAGAAGGUAUACAGACGACUCUCGGAAAGAGGAGCCAUCACGAAGUUGCUACAGCAAUUGCCUCGGGUAUCGAACCUUUUGGUGGUGGUUGCGAUAGUACUGCUGGCCAUACUUCCGCUGGAUGGGCAAUACAGAAGAACAUACAUAUCUGAGAAUGCAUUGAUGCCGUCUCAGGCCUACAGUUAUUUCAGGGAAACAGAGUGGAAUAUACUAAGAGGCUACAGAAGUCAGAUAGAAACGCUGGAGCAUAGUAGUGUCGAUCAGCGUAAUGAAGUAGUUGCUGAAUGGCUACAAGAACAGGGGUUAAAGACUGCGCUAUAUGAACAUGAAAAAUGGGGGAAGACACUGUACGGUGUUCUGCACGCCUCUAGAGGUGAUGGUACAGAGGCUAUGGUCCUUGCCAUUCCAUGGAAAAAUGUUGAUGACCAAUUUAAUCUUGGAGGUGCCGCGUUAGGUGUAUCACUAUCUCAAUUCUUUAAACGUUGGCCCGUUUGGUCCAAAAACAUUAUUGUGGUAUUCAGUGAGGACUCAGGAGCGGCUUUAAGGGCAUGGGUUGAUGCUUAUCAUACCUCGCUAGAUUUGACAGCUGGUUCAAUAGAAGCUGCAGUAGUUUUAGACUAUCCAAGCAAGAGUGACUUCUUUGAAUACGUAGAGAUUUCAUAUGACGGUCUAAAUGGUGAACUACCUAAUCUCGAUUUGGUAAACAUAGCUGUAUCUAUUACUGAGCAUGAGGGUAUGAAGGUCUCUUUACAUGGAUUACCACCAAAUGAAAUGUAUAAUACCGAUUAUUUUGCAAGAUUAAAAAUAAUGUUUGUGGGAAUUAAGAAUUGGGCCCUUUCUGGUGUUAAACGCAUACAUGGUAACGAAGCGUUCAGUGGAUGGAGAAUACAGUCAGUUACUCUAAGAGCCCAUGGCAAUGAAGGCCAAUUAGAUAUUACUUGUUUUGGCAGAAUUCCUGAAGCAAUGUUUAGGUCAGUGAAUAACUUGUUGGAAAAAUUCCAUCAAUCUUAUUUCUUCUAUCUGUUGUUAGCUCCUAGAAACUUCGUUUCAAUCAGUAAUUACCUUCCAAGUGCGGUUAUUAUAUCAGUCGCAUUUGCAGUUAUCUCGUUAGAUAGUGCGAUUAACAAUGAUUACUUAUCAAUUCCUUUUUCAUCUGUUAAUACUUUGGUACCUUUCAUUAUUUUGUCGGCGUCAGUUUUUGUUUCCUUUUUGAUUUCUAGAGUUUUGAUUAUGUUGCCCAUUGUAGAAUCACUAUUAUUCGGUAGCGUUGCCUUAACUUUUUUACCACUGGUCAUGUCAAAGAAAAAUAUACACGUUAUAAACCAAGCAGUUGCAUAUCGCCUGAAGAGUAUUGGAAGCAUAUACUACAGUUUGAUACUUACAUCCCUAUUGAUGGUGAAUUUUGCACUUACCUUUAUGAUAGGUCUCUUAGCAUUCCCAUUAACAAAACUAGCUGUCAUUAGCACAAAGACAAUUGCAGACGAGUCAAGGAAAUCUAUUUUGAAGAAUACAUUUAUUCUAUUCAUAACAAACCCAUUCAUUUCACUCUGGUUGUUCACUGCCACUAUGGAUACUGACUUCAAUGGAAGUUUUUCGGUUAUAUAUAACAGGAUGAUCACUAGUUGGGACACCCUUGGCUGCUGGACGUGGUUCAUCAUCUGUCUUGGAUGGCUGCCAUACUGGUUGAUUUCGGUGAUUUCCUCUAUUCCAUCCCAACCAAUAGUCGAAAGGACGUCAAUUCUAGAUGAUAAAAAGGAAAACUAG